Molecule: messenger RNA, 1213 nt
Organism: Hippocampus comes (tiger tail seahorse)
Lineage: Eukaryota; Metazoa; Chordata; Actinopteri; Syngnathiformes; Syngnathidae
Gene: mrpl39
Product: mitochondrial ribosomal protein L39
Exons: 10
Coding region: 127-1125 (332 amino acids)
Cellular component (GO): mitochondrion
Molecular function (GO): RNA binding; nucleotide binding
Source: RefSeq, a predicted model, not a curated record
CAGGUUUUAGUUCCUCGCCGGACCCAAUGUCAGUGCACACAUGAACCUGUCAUGGCGUCCUUCAAUUUUAGGUCACUGGAAUAGACGUUGUGCGAUCUGCAUGCUAUUAUCGAAAAUUUCCUCACGAUGCUGAUCAGGGCUGCAUGCCAGCACCUCCAACACCGUUUCAGGUCGACUGCGGUCGCAGCAGCAGCGCGUGUCGAGGUUCUCAGCCACCGCAAUGCAGUCUUCUCCAGAGAGCAAGCCCGGCAGCGGGCUCUGUACCCCCGUGUGGAGAAGAUCGAGGUGUCCAUGCAGGGCGUGGGGCUGGAUGGUACUCUUCUCAUCAUGAACAGAGGAAUGUCCACACCGCAGAGCUGUGCCAUGCACCUGACAGAGCAUCAUGUGACCAACUCUGCUUUGGCCCUGGUGGAUGGCGAACCAUGGCCUCUCCACCAGCCGCUCACUCGCUCCUGCACGCUCACGUUGCUCACAUUUAAAGACAGCGACCCCACAUUGGUCAACCAGGCUUAUUGGCGUUCCUGUGCUGCCCUUCUCGGUCAGGUGCUGGAGACGGCGUUCAAGGACCAGUUGUCCGUGGAGUUGCUCAGCACACCAGAAGUGCCAGUGACUUCAGGGGCUUUUCUUUGUGACUUGGUCCUGGACCCUCAGCUGGACUCUUGGACUCCCUCUGAGGAAUCGAUGCGCUCUCUGACGAGAGGAGCUCAGCAGCUCAUCCUCCAGGAUUUGCCCUGGGAGCCUCUGGAGGUGGACCCCUCGGUGGCACUAGAAGUGUUCUCGCACAGCAGGUGUCAACAGGAAGCGGUGGAGCAGAGGGCCGCCCAGAAUCCCAAAGUGAUGCUUUACAGAUGUGGCGACUAUGUUCUGUUGAGCGGGGGCCCCCUGGUGGCCAGAACGGGCCUGUGCUUUCAGUACGAGGUGACGGCGCUCCACAGUCUGGGUGGAGGGCGCUGGGGCCUCCACCGCCGCGCGCAGGGCCUCUCACUGCCUUUUCAGCUGGAGGCCCACCACACAGUCUGGAGGAAACUGAGGAAGCGGGCAGAGAAACUGGUGGAGGUGCAGCUGCCUGAGAAAGUGACUCCGCCCCCUGUUGCUCCUCCCACUCCGCAAUCAAGCGGCCAGUAACACCAGAAUUGUCUACACACUCGCACAAACACACACACACUUGCCCUGUAUUGUCUGACCAAUAAAAUUGACAAAACAAACUGCCAAA